Messenger RNA from Trichobilharzia regenti, 276 nucleotides. The record is from the annotation of a GenBank genome assembly. NCBI's taxonomy places the organism in Eukaryota, Metazoa, Platyhelminthes, Trematoda, Strigeidida, Schistosomatidae.
AUGGACCAGAAUAUUAAUUUGAAUUCCUUGACACCUGCACAAAAAGGACAGCUAAUGGAACAAAUGAGAGCUGAAGUUGCUUUGGCGAGUGCCAGAGAGUUAUUGGAAAAAAUGUCGGAUAAAUGUUUUGAAAAGUGUGUUUCUAAACCAGGAACAAGUUUAGAUAACUCAGAACAGAAAUGUAUAGGUCUGUGCAUGGAUCGCUAUGUAGAAGCCUGGAAUUUAGUCUCUAAAGUAUUUGCAGCACGUAUAAGACGGGAAGCUGAAAAGUUGUAA